GCCACGUGACCUGCCGAGUAGGAAGUGUCGAGCUAGCAGUCAUCAUCAUCAUCAUCACCACCAACAGCAGCAGCAGCAGCAGCUAGAAAAGACGAGGAGGGAGCCGCGACGUUCCGCUUUCCACGUUUCUCGACGUUUCCGUGGGGAUAAAACUCGUCUCUGUGUGAACCAGGCUGAACUGGAAGUCGGCCGCAGUCAUGUCCGUGAAGGUGGUGUUUUUCGCCGCAGCCCUGGCGCUGAUUGGCGCAGCAGCCGCGGUAGACGCAGAUGAAUGUUCCACCAUGUUGUCAUGUAAGGACUGUUUGAACCACACUGACUGCCAGUGGAUGAACUGCCCAACGGGGUUAGUCUGUCACAACGCUACCCUUAAAGCCAACGAAUCCUGCAGCAACGCAAGCUGUUCAUCUGACCCUACACCGGUUCCAGCUACUACCGCUCAUACAUCUGUUGCCACCACCGCCGCCUCUAACAGCUCUACUACAGUGAACACAACGUCUGUCCCCACCAGACCGAGUCCUAGCAACAGUUCCACCACCGUAACUCCAGUUUCCACCUCAGCACCGAACACCACAGCAGUGGCGCCUCACAAGAACUCAACGUUCGAUGCUGCGAGCUUCAUCGGUGGAAUAGUGCUGGUCCUUGGCCUUCAGGCUGUCAUCUUCUUCCUCUACAAGUUCUGCAAAUCCAAAGACCGUAACUACCACACCCUCUGAAGUGGCUGCGCUUUGGGAUCCAUCCCGUCGUCUCCGAUUUAGACCCUCUGAGCACGCACCCAUCAGGGUGGACUCAAACAGCGUUUCCAUACAGUUUUUUUUUUUUUUUUUGUAUGUCAUAUCAGAUGUUUAGACCUGCAUGAAUGUAUGAUUCAUCUCAUUUCAACAUCCUUAGCUGGAGUCAAUCUCCUCCGACGUGCAUUUAGGUCUCAAACAUGUAGAUUAUGUAACCACGCAGCUACCCCUCCACCUCCAUCGUGUUGCCGGUAGUCAUCCUGCAUAGAGCGUUUUCCAGUGAAUUGAGUGGGCUUGUGUUAUUUACAGCCCCUCUUCCUCCUGCCUUCCUCAAUUAAAUGCGCCACAUGAGAGAUAAAGAAUUAGUCGUGCAAACACAGUAGCUUUCCUGUUGAUGUUCGCCUGAUUUGGAAACACUGUUUGAGCUUCUGUUAAAUGUGGCAACAGAUGAUUGAAGAUUGCUUUUAGUCUGCUUUUGAUCUGAUGGGAAUAAAAGCAACAAUUAAUCAUCUGGUGUCAAGCCUAGGUAGAAAAAAAAAAAAAUCUGUCUUAAGUGAGUUUUAAGUGUUUUCUGCUGUACGGUCCUCUCAACCCAACAAAAGAUAUUCAAAAAUGUCAAACGCCAACUGCCAGAAGAGCAGCACAACGCAAUAAUUAAUGUAUAGAGCUAAUUUCAGAAUCCCAAAUCUCCCGGAUGGUUUAUUUUUCUGGUCAUUAAAAUCUUACGUUUUCUGUUUUUGCUGUUUAAACCAGGUCAAAGUGAGUUAUUAUAGAUUAUUUCUAAAUUGUUUGUGCCGAAGAGGAUGAGGUGGCAUGCACAUUUCUUGACGUGGACAGUGAAGUGCCUUUGAUGUCCAGUGUGAGUGAAAACGAGUAAAGGAUGUUUUUCUUUCUUUCUUUCUUUCUUUCUUUCUUUCUUUUGUUCCUAUUUGUUGUGAAAAGUAACAGUAUCGCGGCGCUGAUAUUGCUUAGAGCUGUAGUGUCCCAGCUGGACUGAAGAGCCUUUUUAUUGUGGAAGAAAAACAUGGAUGUCUGUCCUUCCAGAGCCUCGGUCGGGCCUGUAGACGCGGCUGAAAGCCCAAACGCUGCGGGACGAAUGCGCCAUCACGCCACUAGAGACUCCGGAGUGAAUAAUUUAAACAGAAUUUCCUUCCACUUUACCACAUCAUGGUUCAGAGCUGACUGAGCUGGCAGGAAAAUAUUUUAUUAUAGAGGCAACAUACCUGGAAGUAUAGUUUAUAAUAGGAUAUUAUUAAAAAAUAAAUAAAGAUAUUAGGUUUUAUCUUAAUACAUGCGUGUUCAGAAGAGGCGUCAAAUGUCGACUGGGUGUCAAGUAAGGAUUUCACCUCUAUUUUAUUCAUUUAUAAUGUAAAGGUGAAGAAUAACAGCAUAGUGGCUGUGUUGAAGCCUAGGCUUCUUGCUAGCUAGCUGCUAACCUUUUUAUUUUAUUUUUUUUUCUCUAUAUUCCUAAGUUGUGUCCAACCUGUAAAUAGCCACGUCUUGUUUCUGUCCUGCUGAAAGAAAAGCAAAACGUUGAUCAGAGCAUUUAGGUUUGCAGUGGCUCUUUUUUUUUUUUUUUUUUUAAUUAAUGGCUUUAUUUACCCGUUGGUGCAUGCUGGAUGCUUUUCUCAUUGCAUAUGCAACUAGUACUUUAGAUCCAUUCAAAAACCACUUCAUUAUUGUUGUUAUUAUUUUGUUUUGAUUAGCUCAUGCUAAUGGAAGAAUGCAUCUAAACGGCGUACAUGAAGCGAAAGUCCUCAGUUUUUGGCAUGUUCUGUGACCCUAUAUUUUUGUAUUUUUGCAAAUGGCUUCUGGUUUAGCGCACAAAUAAAAUUAGACGCUUGUUUAAAUAUCAAGAUUAUGUGACCACAAAGCAAUUGAUGAAUGCAGAUGUUUCCUUAUGCUUGUAUAGUUUGAGGCUGCAUGGUUCCUGCUGCAUUAACCUCCAGUCAUGAGCGGGAAGGCUUGAAAACAUCCACCUUGGCAGCAAGCGUGUCGGUUUCCCUCUCUGCUGCAUGUCCAGUCCAUUUGCACAAGUGAAGAGAAGUGUUUUGAGCGCUGUUCACGGCCGUCGAGCAGUCUCUGCUUUUUCUGUGACGGCUCGUCGACAUCCUGGCGUGUCACAACACAGCGGAUGCCCGGCGUCCGUCGUGGUUGCGUCUCGGUCUGCGCACCUCUCGAGGAAAAGUGCCUUAUUCAGUUAUCGUCCAUUUCACUUUAAUUGUUAAAAGAAAAAAGAAAAAAAAAAACGCCACACGGACUGAAUAUCGGUGGGACUGGGCACUUUCAGGCUCGUGUAAAAAUGGUUUUCUUUGUUCUGCGUAAAUGUUGGUUUGUUGCUCUCAGCCUUAAUCUUUUUUCAAUCUAGCCCACAGAGCAAAGUGACAAGCUGUUCAGGCAGGCAGCGCUUAAGCCACUUUCUCUUUCAGAUUACUACCUUAAACUUGAAUGCUGCUUUUUAAAGACAGACAAACAUCAAACAAAUCGCUGAAUUGAGUCUGGCUGCAGCCUGAGCAGCUUCUCAGCUCCUAUUUGUAAUAAAACACACACACACACACACUGGUGAAGUAACCACAAGCUGACCUCUAGUGUUCUCUGUUUCAACAUGCCAAGCCACUUCAGUUGUAACUCGCUUCUGUUUUCUGUUGUGAAGGAUUUCAGAGCGUUGAGCCUAGGAUUUGUUCGACCACCGUUCCAGUUUAACCAGGCAGUGUUUUGCCUUCUUUAACUUUGUGGCUUUAAUGCUAAUUGCACACACUAGCGCUGCGUCUGUCACUGUCCAUUAGUCCUGUUGGUACGACUUGUGGCUUUUUUUUUUUUGUAUUUUUUUAUUUCUAUCUCUCUCUCUCACCUCUCGAACACAAACUUAUAUAUAGCCAUACAUAGACACUGAACAGUGCCACAAUGCCUCCUCUUGAAUGGUAUUUGCUUCUUUUGUGCCACCCUACUUUUUUUUUGUGCCUCUGACACCCCCCCUCUGAUUUCUGGCCUUGUUUUUCUGGUGUUGCCUUUAGUUUUACAAUGUUAAACCAAUAAAGUUUGAAUAUUGUUAAACAAA
Molecule: messenger RNA, 3786 nt
Organism: Fundulus heteroclitus (mummichog)
Lineage: Eukaryota; Metazoa; Chordata; Actinopteri; Cyprinodontiformes; Fundulidae
Gene: cd164
Product: CD164 molecule, sialomucin
Exons: 6
Coding region: 198-713 (171 amino acids)
Cellular component (GO): cytoplasmic vesicle
Source: RefSeq, a predicted model, not a curated record